Molecule: messenger RNA, 772 nt
Organism: Solanum stenotomum
Lineage: Eukaryota; Viridiplantae; Streptophyta; Magnoliopsida; Solanales; Solanaceae
Product: protein RGF1 INDUCIBLE TRANSCRIPTION FACTOR 1
Exons: 4
Coding region: 53-694 (213 amino acids)
Molecular function (GO): zinc ion binding
Source: RefSeq, a predicted model, not a curated record
AAAAUCACCUUCUUCCUCUUUUUCUUCCACUUCACUAAAACUCCACAAAAAAAUGCUAAUUGGAGGUAAAAUUCGAGUGAUGAACGGAGAAGAUUGGAUUGAGAAUUUGCUGAAUAUAAAGUUUUUCGAAUCGUGUGGAUAUCACAGAGAAUUGAGAAGAAAUGAGAAGAAUAUGUUUUGUAUUGAUUGUAAUCUCUGUUUCUGCAAACACUGCGUAUCUUCUUCGUCGCAUUGCUUCCAUGAAUGGCUUCAAAUCUGCAAAUACGUUUAUCAUGAUGUUGUUAGACUUCAUGAGAUUCAGAAACAUCUAAAUUGUUCUGAAAUUCAGACUUACAAGAUUAAUGGUGAAAAAGCUAUACAUCUAAAUCCACGUCCUCAAUCUAAAGAUAACAAAACUUCAAAAUUAAAGGGGAAUGUAACUUGUGAAGCUUGUGGGAGACACCUUCAAGAUUUACCAAAUCGAUUUUGCUCCAUUGCUUGCAAAGUAUCCAUCGAUGCAAAUAUUUGCAAAGAACGUCAGAAGAACUACAUCUCCAAUCAAAUUACGAAAUUUGAUCACUCAAAUGAAAAUGAAUCUUGUAUCUCUUUGAAUGAGUCAUCGGAGGUAAUUCAAACAUGGUGCAUUUCACCUUUGAAACUAAAGAAGAAUUUGCACAAAAGGAAAGGUGUUCCUAGAAGAGCUCCUAUACGUUAAAUAUCGAUCAAAUAACACUACAAGAAAACUGUGAAUUACAUCAGGAUUUUCUUGGGGAUUGGUAUGAAAAUUUGCAGG